CAACUCAGGUCACGAUCUCACGGUCCGUGAGUUUGAGCCCCGCGUUGGGCUCUGGGCUGAUGGCUCGGAGCCUGGAGCCUGCUUCCGAUUCUGUGUCUCUCCGCCCCUCCCCCGUUCAUGCUCGAUCUCUCUCUGUCUCAAAAAUAAAUAAACGUUAAAAAAAAAAAAAAAAAAGCCCAGACCACACUAACAACAUCACUUAGCAUUGAUAUAUUAUGAGACUGGGAAGCAUACAUGAAAUUGGGAUCAAGAGAAAGAAAAUAGGGCAGGAAAAAAUAUUUGAAGAAAUAAAGACUGAAAAACUUUCCAGAAACUCACAACAUUCUUAAGACAGAUACAAAGAAGUCACACCCAGGUGUACCAUAGCCAACAGCUGAAAACCAUCAUCAAGAGAAAACUUAAAAGCAGAUAGAGGGAAAUGACACAUCCCUCCCCAUCCUCCCCACCUGCCCUGUUUCCUGAGAGGUAGGUGUUGCUUCCUGCCCACCCCCCCGCCCCCAGGUGGUGGCCCUGACCUUAGUCUCCAUGCUGUUUCUAGCUUGAAUCCCACCCGUGACUUUCAGGAUGAAGUUUGGUCUUCAGUGUGAUCACUGUAGUGCCCUUGCAGCUGCUCUGUCACUUCCCACAACUUCUAGUUGGAGUGUCUGGUUUUUCAAGUGUGCCUUGCUACCUUCUUCUGGGAACUCUCCUUCUUCAGAAUCCCUCCCUGCCAUCUUUCCCUCCAUUCCAAGCUGGACCUCCUGGGUCCUAGAGGUCUGAGUAGUAGGUUUGUGCCUGCACUGUAUGGGUACUGAUGUUAGUGAAAUAAGAUUGGAAAUUCAUUCACAAGCCUUGUGUGGCAUCCUUUCUUCAGACAUAAUUGACUGUGGGUGAGGGUUUAGAGAACCAGUCAGCCUACUGUGGGCCUUGCCAGCCUCUGUGGAGUCAGCCUGCACCAUGCUCAUUUUCUGUAUGCUAGCCACAUCGGCCUUCUUUUGGUCUGCAUGCAGUCUUUUCAGCCUCAGGCCUUUGCACCUGUUGCUCCUCUGUGUGGAAUUCUACAUACCUCCUAUACAGAGAUUACACCUAGUCACCACUUGCCCAGAAAAACCUCUGACCACCUGGAUUAGGACACACACAUUCUUCUAAGAACUUGCCUUUACACUGUGUCUUUUCCUAUGAGGACCUGUCCAAGUUGUAACUCUUUUGUGUGAUUACUAUGUCGAUCCCUAUCCCUCUUGCCUGUGAGCUCUGCAAAGGCAGGAACUCUGUCUGGUUUUGCCCAUUUUGUAUUCUCCAGUAACCAGCACAGAGUCUGGGGUCCAGUAACUGCUCUGGUAAUACCUUGUGAGUGAAUGGAUGGGUGAAUGGGUGGGCAGUUCCAGCAGUAGUUUGGCCCUAGAAUGUUAGUGGUUCCUCUAGGAGUGACUCCUAGAGAAACCCGAAGGUUUUUCCCCUCAAGGACUAACUGCUUUGUAUCAUGUGUUUCCCAGGACUCUUUUUUUUUUUUUUUUUAAUGUUUGUUUAUUUUUGAGAGAGAUACAGAAUGCAAGCAGGGGAGGGGUAGAGAGAGAGAGACAGAAUCUGAAACGAGCUCCAGGCCCCGAGCUGUCAGCACAGAGCCCAACGCGCCGCUCGAACUCACGAUCAACUCAGGAUCCGCGAGAUCAUGACCUGAGCCGAAGUCCGAGGCUUAACCAACUGAACCACCCAGGCGCGCCCCAGGACUGUCUCUUAAUAAAAGAAUCCUCCCUCUCCUCCUCCCUCUCCAUUUCACACUCAGCCCCAGCCUGGCUUAAUUCUCCACCCUGUAACAGCUGCUUUCAUCUUCCUGUCUCCACGGUUAGGACUGUCACUGUUCCCGCAGGUUUGGCACACCUACUGGUGCUGCCCUUAGAAGUCACUGCAUAUACUCCUUUAGAAAGCUAAAACGUCAUGUUAAAGAAGUGGCCCUGAACUCAGGCAACCAGGGGCUCAGUGGGAGGAAGAAACCUGCGUCUGGUUGCCCUGGCCUCAGAAGUCAGCUGCAGCGUACUGGGCACAGAUGGGCAAGGGCUCUUGUCCUGCGACAGCGCUGUCGUCACAGGGCUUCCUGAACUUACAGGAGCGAGAUCACUUCCCAGUCACACGGCUGAGAAGCAGCAGGGACAGGAGAGGAACCCAACCUUGUCGGCUCCAGAACCCAGGGCUCCCCUACAAACUAGGUCGCCUGCUUCCAGAGUAUGGCCUGGUUUGUGAAGUUGGUACCCCCUACUGACAUUUUCCUAGCAACAAUAGUUUCCCUGCAGAUGAGGAGGAGCCAGGAGACCAUUCCCCUUCACCACAAUAGGAAGCUGAGGCCUAGCAGGGGUCUACAGGGGCAGAUGGCAGGCAGGCUAGGGCACAGACCCCCAAGCCUUGGGAGCUGGAUCCGUGCCCCCUCCCCUGGCGCCUGCGCACUGCAGUUCCGUUCCCGCCCAACCCCGCCCAAUCGCCCGGGUUUUCAAAUUUGAAACCUGCUCCUUUUCCCGCCCGAACUUGUAGGCCAGCGGAGGGGGAGGGUGGGGCCGAACGCAGCCAAUAGUGCCUCACAAGCUCCCCGGCCCCGCCCUGAAGGUGACGACAGCAAGCCGCAGUAGGCAAUGAGCAAAGGUGCCCGCUGGCCCCGCCUCCGUGGCGCCCACGUGCAGCAGUUGAGCUGGGGCCUCCCAGAGACCACGGGUGCCCAGAUUACCAUUCUAGGGGCAGAGUCUUCGCUAUCAACUCUGGGCUGGAAACUGAGGCCCUGAUACUCCAAGUAGUCGGCGUGGGGUCGCUGAACGAAAUGGGCAAGAUGCGGCCCCAUUCAGCCUGGGGACUCACUCAAAAACUGGGCCUGGAGGAAGCGCCCGUGGCAGCCCUGGGAGUCUGAGGGGCCGGGCUGGCUCGUGGAGGUGGGCUGCGGUUCCCUGGUCACUUUCCAGAGGGGCGGGGCCAAGAACUGGGCCGUCCGGGGGCGGGGUGUCUCGGAGGCGGGGCCGGGGCCCCUGUGUUUGUUGCACCGUGUCAGUUACAUUGUAACAAAAGUGGUGCAGCCGCUCUUCGGGCCAGCACCUUAGGCCCGCCCGCCACCAGCUGUCUCCGACAUGGAACCUGUGGCCAGCAAUAUCCAGGUCCUGCUGCAGGCGGCCGAGUUCCUAGAGCGCCGCGAGAGAGAAGCUGAGCAUGGCUACGCGUCCCUGUGCCCGCACCGCAGUCCGGGCCCAGUCAACAAGAGGAGGAAGCGAUCCCCCCAAGCUUCUGGCACGCUGGACAGUGGGCGGUCUGUGCACAACGAGCUGGAGAAGCGCAGGAGGGCCCAGUUGAAGAGGUGCCUGGAAGAGCUAAAACAGCAGAUGCCCCUCGGGGCUGACUGUGCCCGGUACACCACAUUGAGCCUUCUGCGCUGGGCCAGGAUGCAUAUCCAGAAGCUUGAGGAGCAGGAGCAGCAGGCGCGGCGGCUCAAGGAGAAGCUGCGCAGUAAGCAGCAAAGCCUGCAGCAGCAGCUGGAGCAGCUCCGGGGGCUGGCGGGGCCAGGUGAGAGGGAGCGGCCACGGGCAGACAGCCUGGACUCUUCAGGCCUCUCGUCGGAGCGUUCGGACUCAGACCAAGAGGAGGCAGAGGUGGACGUGGAGAGCCUGGUGUUCGGGGGCGAGGCUGAGCUGCUGCGGGUCUUCGGCGCAGGCCAGGAGCACAGCUACUCACACAGCAGAACCACCUGGCUAUGACCUUCACUGCCCCAAAGUGGGCCUCUACCCUCAGACUACUCUCCGCUCUGCCGGCAGGAGUCCUCCCCAAAGCCUCAGGGGCUGCUCGGAGUCACCUCCUGUUGCAAUGGACUAAAAGGACCCUUGUGUGGGAAUAGGUGCCUGCCCCCAACCUUGCCGCCGGCUGUGCCUCCUGGGGGAGGGGUGCCUGGGUUUCCCCUGAGCCCCACAGGGCAGGCAGCUUAGGCCUGGGCCACUCUUCCAGGCCUUUUUUUUGUAGCACUUGGCUCUGCUGUCCCCAAGGGGGCAGGAAGCCUCUUGGGCCCUCACAUUCCUUCCUAGACAAGGCUCUCUGGCCUUUGUCCCAGAUACUGUACAGUAUUUUCAUUAAAAGCCUCUUUACUAACUUCCUGUA
Acinonyx jubatus (cheetah) is the source of this 4098-nucleotide messenger RNA. RefSeq names its product MAX dimerization protein 3 (gene MXD3). Bases 3084 to 3704 code for a protein of 206 amino acids. The record is from RefSeq and is a predicted model, not a curated record. The transcript has 6 exons. NCBI's taxonomy places the organism in Eukaryota, Metazoa, Chordata, Mammalia, Carnivora, Felidae. Gene Ontology annotation, biological process: regulation of transcription by RNA polymerase II. Gene Ontology annotation, molecular function: DNA-binding transcription factor activity, RNA polymerase II-specific; protein dimerization activity; RNA polymerase II cis-regulatory region sequence-specific DNA binding.